This is a messenger RNA of Penicillium olsonii, 1032 nucleotides long. Lineage: Eukaryota; Fungi; Ascomycota; Eurotiomycetes; Eurotiales; Aspergillaceae. The record is from the annotation of a GenBank genome assembly.
AUGGCUAUGGCAUCAGGCACCCAGAUCAAACGGCCUGCCUCAUCGCAAGGACCACCUGAAAUCAAGCGUCUGAAGCGUCCCUACUACCACCAUCACCACCUCCAAGAACCUGUCACAUUAACGCCUGCAACCGAGCCGGCCGUGCAAGAUGAUGCCCACAUCGACCAUUUAAUGACUCGCGCCAUUGGCCAGACGCUGAAGGAAACCGGCUUCGAUGUAGCCCAGCCUGCUGCGCUAUCCGGCUUAUGUGGUGCUACUGAGGAGUACAUGCUACGACUCUCAGGCUUCGUUCGUCAGUCCAUGCUAUCUUCCCGACGUAUCCAGCCCAUCCCAAUCGAUUUCGAACAUGCCAUGAAGCGUGUCAGGCUCGAUCUCGACGAUCUCCUACCUCACCUCAAACCCGCUGCUUCAGACGUUCCUGCGCCCCAAUUUCUACCAUCACCCCCGCCCGAGAAUGAAAUGACCAAAAGCCUACCAUUCCUCACAGCUUUGAGCAGUGAGGAUGACCGCGCAACCCGCGCCUAUAUUCCGCAACACUUCCCUAGCUUCCCCAGCAAACACACCUAUUCUGCCACUGCAGUCUUCAUCGAGCGCGACGGUGAUCCUCGGAAAAUCCGUGAGCGUGCAGCUGAGGAUGGACGACACGGCGAAGAAGCCUUGCGUAAAUUGGCGAGUGCUGCGUUCCGCGACAACCAAACGGGAUCUACGGGUCGCGAUAAGAAGCUCUGGGGUCGGAGAACGGACAGCAUGGAAAGCAUGUUCGACAAGACGGCCAAGGGACUGGCGAAGAAGCUCGGCAAAGACACCCACGCGUUGUCUGGUGCAUUUGGCUCUGCAAUGGAUAUCGAUUCAGGCCCCGUGGAUGCCGAGACGAAGGCUCAGCUCAAGCUUUCCUGGAAUAUGGAAAUGGGGCCUAUCGUGAAUUGCGAACGAGAUACUUGGCGCCGGACGACAUCAAAUACCCGACGUACGGAGGAGAAAACACCCAAGCCUACUUCCAGCGUCGAGCCGAUGGAAAUCACUGGCAUGUAA